AUGAUUCUACUUAGAUUGAUUACAACAGUUGCGGCAUUGGCUGCUACAGUCACUGCUGGGGUGACGAGAGGAUUGAUAAUCAGCCUAGAUAACGAAACUGCCAUGGAUGUCGAUACGACGACCCUGGGUAAUCUGAAUCUGUACGAACAAUACUCAGCUGCGGCGUAUUGUUUCGCAAAUGACAUUGCUACACCCGGUACCCCCAUUCGUUGCGCAGCAGGAAACUGUCCGUUGGUGGAAACGAACCUUGCCACUGUGUCUUUUUCAUUUUUGGAUGUCGGAAAAGGUGGUGUCAGUGGCUUUGUUGCUGCGGACAACACCAAUAGAAUCCUCGUUCUAGCUUUCCGUGGCAUUCGAAGCGUAGAGACUGGUAUCACUACGCUUGAUACUAGACUUGUGGAUACCUCUUUGUGCGGCGCGACAGUGGGCUGCCAGGUGAACGAAGGCUUUCAGGACUCCUGGGAUUCAGUGUCUGCCAGAAUCACCAGGGAAAUUGCCAAUGCCCAAGCUGCUACCACAUUCACUACGCUUGUAGUUACUGGGCACGGCGUUGGAGGAGCUUUGGCUACCCUUGCAGCAACCCUAUAUCGUACCACACCACCUGUAGCUGCUGUUACAACUAUAGAUUUGUAUACAUACGGCAGCCCCCGUGUCGGAAAUGCCAUAUUUGCAACUUUUGUCACCACAGGAAAUGAUGCCAUCAACUUCCGAGCAACUCAUACUGAUGACCCGAUUCCGAAAUUUCCCAGCCGUGCUCUUGGCUAUUUGCAAUGGGGUCCCGAGUAUUGGAUCCGAGCUCCGACGGGCCAGGCUGUGCAUACGACUGAUAUAACGAAGCUUAGUGGCACAGAGACACCUUUCGGUAAUGGCGGAACGCCUCCAAUAUUCGACAUUCCAGCUCAUUUGUGGUACUUUAAUGAGGUGGCGAAGUGCAUUUGA
Messenger RNA from Talaromyces amestolkiae, 939 nucleotides. RefSeq lists its product as uncharacterized. The coding region runs from base 1 to 939 and encodes 312 amino acids. The transcript has 4 exons. NCBI's taxonomy places the organism in Eukaryota, Fungi, Ascomycota, Eurotiomycetes, Eurotiales, Trichocomaceae. Gene Ontology annotation, biological process: lipid catabolic process. The record is from RefSeq and is a predicted model, not a curated record.